CGUCGUCGUCGCUUCCGCCACCGCCGGGGCGGGACGGGCGGCGACCGGAUCGGCCGGGGAGGGGGGGAAAAAGAAACCCAUCCGCCCCCGCGGAGGCCGUCGCCAGUUGCGCGACCCUCCCUUUCUUUUCUCCCUCCCCCCCCCCCACAUGGCCCGUGGCCGCGAUUCCUCCCCCGCACCCGCCCUCCCGCGGACGCCUCCGCCCCAUUUUUAUACUAUUUCCCGGCACAUGGCCGCGCCCCCCCUCCCCCUCCCCGUCCUCGCCUCGCUCGCUGCCAUUAGAUCCUCCGCGAACUCCACCGCCCACACCUCCCCACCCCCCUCUGCUCCGCGUCGCCUUCCUGCAUUGACCCCCCACUGCCAAGUUCCAACUCAAUCUCGCGCGUCCUCUCUGCUCCUGUCCCUGUCCCUGUCCCGGCGGCCGUGCGCGUUCGGGAAGGAGGAGGAGGAGGAGGAGGGAGCCCAAGGCGUCGUCUUCGGAGCUCGCGCCCGUUGUCUCAGGUUGGUGGACACAAGAGUUAGUUACGCUACGACUUGCUGUUCUCAGAGCACUGGGAACGUUGAAAUUUGAAGUAGAAAUUAGUGUGUGUAAGCAACAGCCGGCAACAGCACAUGAUGGGUGCACAAUGACUAAAGUUUGAGUGAGAUUUCACCAGAUAGCAGAAGUGCUUGAUAUAAAAGAAAGAUGGGCGACGAGUACCAGUGCGAGUCUGAUGAUGAGGUAGCACCACCAAUGUGGCCUAAUGUAGGGGAUGUAGACCAGAAGCUGUUCAAAAUGGAGAAACUUGGAAAGGACCACGAUGCACUCAAUGAUGUUGAGUUUCAUGAGCAGCCUGCUCGUGCGGAUCUCCACCGGCUAAAGGAAAUUGCAAGCUCUGAGAAAGGCGCUUCUCAAAUGCAAUACUUUGUAAAGCAUUGGGAAUAUAAGCGGGCUAGUAAUGCUCUGCUUUUGAGCGAAGAGCUUGGCCGUCUCUCCCAACAGAGAAAAGAGAUUGAAGAAAAGAAGCAACAAAUCUUGGAGGAGCAGCGAUUUCAGGAUGAAAAUUAUUAUGCUGCGAAGAGGCAAGUACCAAUACUGGAUGAAGUUUACAAGAAUGAAUGGAAGCGUCCGAGCAAAAAGACUGAUGACCAUUCUCGUAAUCAAGAGCUUAAAAUAGAUGCAGAAUACAACACUAUUUCCUAUUGGAAAGAGCGAGCGAUGCGGUUAGAAGAAGCGCUUGAGGCAAGCCUGGAAAGGGAGCGUGCAUUGGAGGAAAAGUUGGAGGAAGAUAUAAAGAAUCUUCAGUCACAUACACCGGUGGAGGAAUUCUCUGGAAUGUUAAAACGGGCUGAUUACUUCUUGCAUUUGGUUCUCCAAAGUGCUCCUAUUGUAAUUGCUCACCAGGAUGCUGACUUGCGGUACCGUUUCAUAUUUAAUCACUUCCCAACACUUGCUGAUGAGGAUGUUAUUGGUAAAACCGACCAUGAGAUAUUGUCAGGUGAGGGUAUAGAUGAGAUGAAUAACGUCAAGAGGGAGGUUAUGGCCAAGGGUAUACCAACUAAGAGAGAGUUUGUAUUUAACACUCCAUUGUUUGGAGCAAAGACUUUUGUGACAUACAUUGAACCAGUAUUCAGCAAAUCUGGGGAAACAAUUGGUGUGAAUUAUGUUGCAAUGGACAUAACAGACCAGGUCAAAACAAGGGAGAAAAUGGCGGAUAUAAGGGUGAGAGAAGCUAUCCAAAAAGCCAAGGAAACAGAACUUAGCAGAUCUCUGCACAUUACUGAGGAAACUAUGAGAGCAAAACAAAUGCUAGCCACCAUGUCCCAUGAGAUCAGAUCUCCCCUUUCAGGGGUUCUUAGCAUGGCUGAAAUUCUUGCAGCUACUAAACUGGAUAAAGAGCAAUAUCAGUUGCUAGAAGUUAUGUUAUCUUCUGGAGAUCUUGUAUUGCAAUUGAUCAAUGACAUCCUCGAUCUUUCCAAAGUGGAGUCAGGAGCUAUGAAACUAGAGGCUACGACAUUUAGACCAAGGGAAGUAGUUAAACACGUACUCCAAACUGCCGCUGCAUCUCUGAAGAAGGAAUUGACCCUUGAAGGGUUUAUAGGAGAUGAUGUUCCAUUGGAGGUCAUUGGUGAUGUGCUAAGGAUUAGGCAAAUUCUGACCAAUUUAAUCAGCAAUGCAGUGAAGUUUACACAUGAUGGGACGGUUGGGAUAAAACUUCGUCUUGUAGAUAAGCAGCAAGCAGUAUGUGAAAUAGAAAAUGGGCAACUUCAUGUGAGAGCCCAUCCUGCAAGCUCAGUUACUACUGCAGCAGAAAAUUCUGCUGCCUCUCCAAGAAACUGUGAUAAAGAUGCUUCGCGUUGCUCCAGUCGUGAAGAUGUUUGUCAGAAUGGUGUUGUAUCAAAUGAAAAUUUUAGGGAGUACCAUGAGGGAGAAGUUGUUUGGCUUCAGUGCGAUGUACAUGAUACUGGGAUCGGAAUACCAGAGAAGGCACUGCCGUGUUUGUUCAAGAGGUAUAUGCAAGCCAGUACGGACCAUGCAAGAAAAUAUGGUGGAACAGGGUUGGGCCUUGCGAUCUGCAAGCAGUUGGUGGAGUUGAUGGGUGGUACUCUAACUGUGGUUAGCUAUGAGGAUGAAGGAUCAACAUUCACAUUCAUGAUACCUUGCAAAAUUCCUGCAAAAGAGGAGAACAGUGAUGAUCCUGAUGAUGAGGCCAGUACUCGUAAUAAUCUCACUAUCAAUGAUAUAGAAGGAUCUUUCGUUUUCAAGCCGAAAGUGCGCCCUUCUCUCCUGUCUUCUGGAGUUCCAAUAAUGAACAACACCAAGUUCUUUGGCAGCAAUCUUAUGGGCUAUGAUUCUACUAAUGUAAUAGAGGAUCAUAAACCAUUCUCCAAUGGUUUCAUAUCGACGAAAGAUAAUUCUGGAAAGUGUGCCCCUGCUGCUAGUCAAUCAAAUGGUCCAAAUGUUAGCAGCAUAGAUGAAGAAAAAAAUGAUUGUUCAAUGGUCUUUGAACUGAAUAGUCAAGCUGAACGGGUUUCCAGUUCCCGAGCCGAGACAACAUCAGUUUCAGGGGCUGGCAUUCAGGAGGGAAGGAAAGCAUGCAAAGCUCUUGAAGAAAAAUCACUUAACAAGAAAUCCAAGUGUUCUCCAAGUAGCAGCAAGGCAAAGAUCCUCCUCGUCGAAGAUAACAAAGUCAAUAUAAUGGUGGCAAAAUCAAUGCUGGUGCCGCUGGGUCAUGGAAUAGACAUAGUAAAUAACGGACUGGAAGCAAUCCGUGCAGUACAGCGCCACCAAUAUGAUAUUAUCCUGAUGGAUGUUCACAUGCCAGUAAUGGAUGGCCUACAAGCCACUAAAUUGAUCCGUCACUUUGAAAAUACUGGCUGUUGGGACGCUUCUGUAAAGCCUGAAGACAAUGAGAUGAUAGCCAACUCAGCUAUUUCAUCUGAUUGUGUGCAAGACAAGAAAGGGAAGAGAGUACCUAUAAUUGCGAUGACAGCAAAUUCAUUCGCGGAGAGUGCUGAUGAGUGCCUUGCUGCAGGCAUGGAUUCCUACAUAUCUAAGCCAAUGAACUUCCAAAAAACAAAAGAGAAGGUGAUCCUGGAGCUGCUGCAUAAAGAUUUGGCCCCUUAUUCCUGCUCCCCGCGAGUGCUGGUGUCACUAGCAGCAGUUAAAGGCGUUUUGAGAAAGGGGUUUUUCCUGGGAAGUGCUGGUGCAGACUGCAGAGCAGUUGAGCACAAGGGCUGCCGUGAGUUGGAGGGGCCGAUGCACCGUACUACCACCGAACAGGCCUGUGGGCGACGGCGCGGUCGCUGUCACGCGUUGUGCUUGAUGCGGUUCGUCAUCUCGAUGGUGACCGGUCGUGGGAAAGAGCUGGUACAGAUGAGCACAGCCAUUCCUACCGGCCGGCGACGGGCGAGGUUCAGUUGCAUUAUGGCGCCACCAUCUUCUUCAGGCUGCUGGCUGGCUGGGUGGUAUCCUCCGAGGCAUCGGAUGCUCGGUCACUCAUUCAUCAUGAUCAGGGAGAACUCGCCGGGAAGUCACCGGAACCAGGUCCCCACCCCCUUUCACUUUGCAUCUGCUACAGUCUGGGAACACCUGAGCAGUUACUGCGGGGAGGUUCUCAUUCCUGCAUCCCGGCAAACCCAGCGGCACAGAAUCUGUUGGCCCCUAGUAGAGCGAUAAAGUUCAGCCGCCGGG
Messenger RNA from Triticum urartu, 4174 nucleotides. The record is from RefSeq and is a predicted model, not a curated record. Lineage: Eukaryota; Viridiplantae; Streptophyta; Magnoliopsida; Poales; Poaceae.